AUGUGUUGUGACAUGAUAACGAAAUGGCGGUAUUGCGUGCGUAAUACUUAUACAUGUUGAAGACAGAAAUAAAGUUUGUCAGAAAAUCAUUUGCGGAGAAGAAUUUGGUGACAUUUCUCGCUCACAGAUAUGUGCCUUCGAAUGUUUGCAAAUCACAUGUGUGAACAGUAAAGUUCCGACACGACGAAAUGGUUGACGGAACUGAAAAUCACGAAAGAAACCUCUUGGUGCUGGAGAAUGAUCACGCAGCAGUAUCCAGCAAGGUGGAAGCUGUUAAAGAGAUAUGCAGGUUUGAUACACUUCGGUGCAUAAAAAAUGAUGGAGAUCUGUUAACUCGUUUUCUGAGUGCAGUUAUAAAGUUUUUAGAGACUUAUCCAAAUGAAUGCUCUAAUGCUGUCCUUGAUGUCUUAGAAUCUGCAAUUUCUGACAUUUUAAAAUUGAAGGACACAUUUCCACUGACCUCACAUUUGCUGAACAUUAUCUGUGCGGUUGUACAUACUGGUGAACCAGAAUUGCUUGCUUCUAAUAAUGGUAACAGAGAAGCCAAUGAGAGGAAAUCGGAGGAUAAGUUUUCUGAUGGAAAAGAGGGCUUGCCAGAUAAGCUGGUUAGACUAAUGAAAUGCCUGAAUCUCUGUGAUAAAAGUGUUAUGUGGGAAAACUUGGGUAGUGCACCAAAUUUUGCGAAGUACAUAGGUGUAAUAUUAAAAUGCAUGAAUAUGAGGGGUAGUUCUGACAGUGUUCUAACUGAUCUUCGGCAACAAACAUUAAGGACGGUGUUCAGAAUUUUUAGCAAUGUGAAGCAUAUGGGUGUGAAUCCUGUAAAUAAUGAGACACUCAGUGAGUGGGUGGAAAUAUUGUUGUCAUUUGUGUUUGAUAACGACGACGACAUUCAGAAAUCUGCAGUACAUGGUUUGCAUUCAAUGUGGACGUGUUUUGCUGCUAGUGGCUGGACGAAGGAUUUUAUAUGUUCUCCUGAACUGAAGAAACAAAUAAAGUCAGAUUACUGCCCUAAGCUAAUAAAGCUUGUUGAAUCUCCUGAGCGUGUGGAACCGAGCUGGGAAGUCGUAUGGUGCCUCCUGGUGGACCUUCUGGCAAAUCAAUUGCUGUCAAACCAGAACAGUCAGUUGACAAACAGCAUGCUUGCUGUGGAAGAAAGAGCAUUUAAACGCAGUGACAGAGCUCCAGCUUUCAAAUGUUGGAAGUACCUAAUUGAAAAGUUGUGUGCUUCAAAUGGUCAAGAUAUUAAGAAGCACCUGAAACUUUUACUACAGCCACUAGUUAUUAGCAACACCAAAAAUGAACAGUUGAUUCGUUUGAAACAUGAGGUUUUUUGGUUCUUUGUUUGCUGCGCAGCACCUUUGUGUGAUGACUGCAGUGUAGUUCUUAAUGCAUUUCUCAGAUUCAACUUUGGAAUACCUGAUCAGACUGAUCUGAGUCAUUUCAAUCUUUCUGUUAGCAACAGCUCUGUUGCUGGCAAUGGAAAACAUGCAUUUUCUGGCCUGAAGAGAAACUUCCACAUUUUUCGAUCUGGUUGCAUUGAUAGAUUAGCACAAGUUUUGUGUCCUACUGCACCAGAGAGCAGAGAUGAUUUUCAGUUUGAAUCACCAAAAUUGUCUGUCGCUGUAAUUAAAUCACCAGCACAGUUUCUGCGGCUUCACCCACUGAUCCUCUAUUGUGCAUGUUCUGCAGUGUUGAUUGUGGCAUACCGGAAAAACAAAGAAGCACAGGAAGUGCUGAAUCAUGAGCAGGCAGUGUAG
Messenger RNA from Schistocerca americana (American grasshopper), 1757 nucleotides. RefSeq lists its product as uncharacterized. The record is from RefSeq and is a predicted model, not a curated record. Gene Ontology annotation, cellular component: nucleus. NCBI's taxonomy places the organism in Eukaryota, Metazoa, Arthropoda, Insecta, Orthoptera, Acrididae. The transcript has 5 exons. Gene Ontology annotation, biological process: telomere maintenance. Bases 189 to 1757 code for a protein of 522 amino acids.